Molecule: messenger RNA, 2055 nt
Organism: Sphaerodactylus townsendi
Lineage: Eukaryota; Metazoa; Chordata; Lepidosauria; Squamata; Sphaerodactylidae
Gene: TMEM59L
Product: transmembrane protein 59 like
Exons: 8
Coding region: 1-858 (285 amino acids)
Source: RefSeq, a predicted model, not a curated record
AUGGGAGGCAGAGCACACGCAAUUACGCGGGAUCCUACAAACGCAGGGGACAAGGGGUACCCUUUAAAAAUACAUGAGGUCAGAGGAGCAUCAGAAAGAGAGGAUGAAAUUGUGAUGGCAGCUAUCACCAAAGAUGCGGUUCUCAAUGCCUGUUAUCGGGGCUGCCGGCUGUUUUCCAUCUGUCAUUUUGUGGAUCCUGCAGCCGAGCUGAAUGCAACCAGAGCUGAGUGCGAAUCAGCCUGCCUGGAGGCUUAUUCCGGAGGAGCGGAGCAGUUUGGCUGUAUGACUGGAUGCAGGACGCAGCUGCCAGAGAUGGAGAGCCGAGCGGAAAAGGUUCCAGAUCUGAAACCGGCUUCCUUCUCCGUCUUCGACCUGGUCUCCAAUUUCUGCAACGACAUUGUCAGCUCAGCCCAAAGUUUCAUCUCCUCGACGUGGACUUUCUACCUUCAGUCGGAUGAUGGGAAAGUGGUGGUUUUCCAGUCACAGCCAGAAAUUGAGUACCCUGUUCCAGAAGUACAAGCGCCUAAGUCCGAGGUGUCGGAGAAAGCCUGGACCGUCUCGAACCCCAACACCGUGAAACCCCACACAGGCCUUCGGGAGAAACUGGAAAAACCUCCCAUCGAGGAACCAAAGAGCAAAAACAAAGGGCACCCUCCAAUGGAGACCCCACCAUCAGCAGAGCAUGACUUCCUGGGCUGCAUGUCCAAGCGUUCAGGGCUGCCCCGCUGGAUCCUGGCUGCCUGUCUCUUCCUCUCCAUCAUGGUGAUGCUUUGGCUCAGCUGUGCCAGCUUGGUGACUGCCCCAGAUCAGCACGUCAAGACCCAGCCCCUGAGCAUCAACGGAGAUAAGGGGAAGUAACUCUGGACUCGAGCAUCGACGGGUCUCCCGCCCUGUGACUCUCAUGCUCGGUCAUUGCCGUCACGCCAUCUUCGCUCCAGUAGAUCUUUAUUAAGCGACAGGGAAGCUUCGCCUGCUGCCGGUCAAAGUGGAUCUGGACAAGACUGCUCUCUAGGAGCAACCUGAUCACCCCGAUUCCACCCAUCCCUGCUCUGCCCUCCCCUCUGUUUCCUGUGAACCUCCGUUCCCACCUCUCCCCUUCCUUCCCCCUGGGUUGCCUGGCUCCCAUCACCUGCUCUUGUGCCCAGGUAGGAACGCAAGAACAUCUGUUUGGAAGCCGCUCACAAAAGCCCCCUCCCCCCCGUUUUUGCCAGCAAUGACAUCUCAAGCCUUUGGGGGCGGGGGGGGGGACUGAGGUCAUAAGCCGUUUACUCUCACAAUAACAUCACGAGUUGCAUUCUGCGUGAACUAGCUGUGGCCCUCUCCGAUGUACCGUUCUGGAGGUGGACUCCAGAUAUUUUCAUUUUUAGAGGGAGGGGUGGGAAGUAAGUGUCCCUUUUCCUGUCACCACUGCCCACUUAUUGACAAAGCUUGUGCUUCAUACCCAAUCAGGGGUUUGUUCUCUGGUUGACAAGACCUUACUUAUUAGGAAAGGUGUGUCUCUGCCUGGAUGAGCCACUGCCAACUAGAGAAUUAGUAACCUAGAUGGACUACGGGUCUCACUCUGUAUGAGGCAGCUUCAGAUGUUUAGAGGCAGACCCACUAGCCCGAUGGAGGAGGGCCUGCUUUAUGCACAAGCUCAUUUUGGCAUCUUCAGUUAGGAUCUCGAGCGCCAGGGGUCAAGACCUUUCUCGGCCCUGAGAUCUUAGAGAUCCACCGGUGGACUUGAUUUAACAUGCAGUGGAUGGCAUAAAGGCAGCUCUGGACGUUAAAACAGAAGAGGGGAGAGUCUGGUUUGGUUUGGUUGGCCAUAGCCUCAGGCCUCGGGGGAUUCUAGAACUCUGACCGAAUUCUGUGUCUCUUGGCGACUCUGGGGUUGAUUCAGGCGCAGAGUGGGCCAAUUGGAUGUCUGCCCUCGGUAGGAAUCUAGAUCAAUGAUGGCGAACCUUUUCGAGACCGAGUGCCCAAAUUGCAACCCAAAACCCACUUAUUUAUCGCAAAGUGCCAGCACGGCAAUUUAACCUGAAUACUGAGGUUUUAGUUUAGAAAAAAACGGUU